Molecule: messenger RNA, 4342 nt
Organism: Pongo pygmaeus (Bornean orangutan)
Lineage: Eukaryota; Metazoa; Chordata; Mammalia; Primates; Hominidae
Gene: IGSF9
Product: immunoglobulin superfamily member 9
Exons: 22
Coding region: 296-4009 (1237 amino acids)
Cellular component (GO): neuron projection
Molecular function (GO): protein binding
Source: RefSeq, a predicted model, not a curated record
CCGCGGGAGGGGGAUUGGCGGUCUCCAGGGCGACGGGAGGCGCUCGGGGCAUCCGAGGCGGGGAGGCGGGUCCGCCCCCUAUUGUGUAGCGGCGAGAGUGGAGCCGAGCGGUGCGGAGCAGAUCUGGUGGUUCUCCAGAGAGCAGCUUCCUUGGGUGUUACAUGAGCCAAGCCCUCACUGUACAGAAGAGAGAGAGCUGAAACCUGUUCCCUGAGCUGAUCAGAAGGACAUCCCUUGGCCCCUCCAUCUGGGCUCCUGUGGAUAGGAGGGGCUGGACGAGCAGGCCAGCUGGGCUAUGGUGUGGUGCCUUGGCCUGGCCGUCCUCAGCCUGGUCAUCAGCCAGGGGGCUGACGGUCGAGGGAAGCCUGAGGUGGUAUCGGUGGUGGGCCGGGCUGGAGAGAGUGUGGUGCUGGGCUGUGACCUGCUGCCCCCGGCCGGCCGGCCCCCCCUGCAUGUCAUCGAGUGGCUGCGCUUUGGAUUCCUGCUUCCCAUCUUCAUCCAGUUCGGCCUCUACUCUCCCCGAAUUGACGCUGAUUACGUGGGACGAGUCCGGCUGCAGAAGGGGGCCUCUCUCCAGAUUGAGGGUCUCCGGGUGGAAGACCAGGGCUGGUACGAGUGCCGCGUGUUCUUCCUGGACCAGCACAUCCCUGAAGAUGAUUUUGCUAACGGCUCCUGGGUGCAUCUGACAGUCAAUUCGCCCCCUCAAUUCCAGGAGACACCUCCUGCUGUGUUGGAAGUGCAGGAACUGGAGCCUGUGACCCUGCGUUGUGUGGCCCGUGGCAGCCCCCUGCCUCGUGUGACGUGGAAGCUCCGAGGAAAGGACCUUGGCCAGGGCCAGGGCCAGGUGCAAGUGCAGAACGGGACGCUGCGGAUCCGCCGGGUAGAGCGAGGCAGCUCUGGGGUCUACACCUGCCAAGCCUCCAGCACUGAGGGCAGCGCCACCCACGCCACCCAGCUGCUAGUGCUAGGACCCCCAGUCAUCGUGGUGCCCCCCAAGAACAGCACAGUCAAUGCCUCCCAGGAUGUUUCCUUGGCCUGCCAUGCUGAGGCAUACCCCGCUAACCUCACCUACAGCUGGUUCCAGGACAACAUCAACGUCUUCCACAUUAGCCGCCUGCAGCCCCGGGUGCGGAUCCUGGUGGACGGGAGCCUGCGGCUGCAGGCCACCCAGCCUGAUGAUGCCGGCUGCUAUACCUGUGUGCCCAGCAAUGGCCUUCUGCAUCCACCCUCAGCCUCUGCCUACCUCACUGUGCUCUACCCAGCCCAGGUGACAGCUAUGCCUCCUGAGACACCCCUGCCCAUAGGCAUGCCGGGGGCGAUCCGCUGCCCGGUUCGUGCCAACCCCCCACUGCUCUUUGUCAGCUGGACCAAGGAUGGAAAGGCCCUGCAGCUGGACAAGUUCCCUGGCUGGUCCCAGGGCACAGAAGGCUCACUGAUCAUCGCCCUGGGGAACGAAGAUGCCCUGGGAGAAUACUCCUGCACCCCCUACAACAGUCUUGGUACCGCUGGGCCCUCUCCUGUGACCCGCGUGCUGCUCAAGCUCUGGGAGGAAGAAUGUUCUGCAGAGGUUUGUACAUCUCUGAGAGUCCUGCCUAAGCCUGCCAGCCCUUACUACACCACCAUUUUCCUCCAGCCCCUACCCACUGGGGAACAGAAACAGAGCCAGAGAGGAAUUGAGAGAUGGAGAGAGAAUGAGGUGGAGACAGGCUUGGCUCCCCCAGCUUUUAUAGAGCUGCCCAAGGAAGAAUAUUUCCAAGAAGUAGGGCGGGAGCUGCUCAUCCCCUGCUCCGCCCAAGGGGACCCUCCUCCUGUCAUCUCUUGGGCCAAGGUGGGCCGGGGGCUGCAAGGCCAGGCCCAGGUGGACAGCAACAGUAGCCUCAUCCUGCGACCAUUGACCAAGGAGGCCCACGGGCGCUGGGAAUGCAGUGCCAGCAACGCUGUGGCCCGAGUGGCCACCUCCACGAAUAUCUACGUGCUGGGCACUAGCCCUCAUGUUGUCACCAAUGUGUCCGUGGUGCCUUUGCCCAAGGGUGCCAAUGUCUCCUGGGAGCCUGGCUUUGAUGGUGGCUAUCUGCAGAGAUUCAGUGUCUGGUACACCCCACUGGCCAAGCGUCCUGACCGAAUGCACCAUGACUGGGUGUCCUUGGCAGUGCCUGUGGGGGCUGCUCACCUCCUAGUGCCAGGGCUGCAGCCCCACACCCAGUACCAGUUCAGCGUGCUAGCUCAGAACAAGCUGGGGAGUGGUCCCUUCAGCGAAAUCGUCUUGUCUGCUCCUGAAGGGCUUCCUACCACGCCAGCUGCACCCAGGCUUCCCCCAACAGAGAUACCGCCUCCCCUGUCCCCUCCGCGGGGUCUGGUGGCAGUGAGGACACCCCGGGGGGUACUCCUGCAUUGGGAUCCCCCAGAGCUGGUCCCUAAGAGACUGGAUGGCUACGUCUUGGAAGGCCGGCAAGGCUCCCAGGGCUGGGAGGUGCUGGACCCGGCUGUGGCAGGCACAGAAACAGAGCUGCUGGUGCCAGGCCUCAUCAAGGAUGUUCUCUACGAGUUCCGCCUCGUGGCCUUCGCGGGCAGCUUCGUCAGCGACCCCAGCAACACGGCCAACGUCUCCACUUCCGGUCUGGAGGUCUACCCUUCGCGCACGCAGCUGCCGGGCCUCCUGCCCCAGCCCGUGCUGGCCGGCGUGGUGGGCGGAGUCUGCUUUCUGGGCGUGGCCGUCCUUGUGAGCAUCCUGGCCGCCUGCCUCAUGAACCGGCGCAGGGCUGCCCGCCGCCGCCGCCGCAAGCGCCUCCGCCAAGAUCCACCUCUUAUCUUCUCUCCGACCGGGAAGUCAGCUGCACCCUCUGCUCUGGGCUCAGGCAGUCCUGACAGCGUGGCGAAGCUGAAGCUCCAGGGAUCCCCAGUCCCCAGCCUGCGCCAGAGUCUGCUCUGGGGGGAUCCUGCCGGAACUCCCAGCCACCACCCAGAUCCUCCAUCUAGCCGGGGACCCUUACCCCUGGAGCCCAUUUGCCGGGGCCCAGACGGGCGCUUUGUGAUGGGGCCCACUGUGGUGGCCCCCCAGGAAAGGUCAGGCCCAGAGCAGGCAGAACCUCGGACUCCAGCCCAGCGUCUGGCCCGGUCCUUUGACUGUAGCAGUAGCAGCCCCAGUGGGGCACCCCAGCCCCUCUGCAUUGAAGACAUCAGCCCUGUGGCACCCCCUCCAGCAGCCCCACCCAGUCCCUUGCCAGGUCCCGGACCCCUGCUCCAGUACCUAAGCCUGCCCUUCUUCCGAGAGAUGAAUGUGGAUGGGGACUGGCCCCCUCUUGAGGAGCCCAACCCUGCUGCACCCCCAGAUUACAUGGAUACCCGGCGCUGUCCCACCUCAUCUUUCUUUCGUUCUCCAGACACCCCUCCUGUGUCCCCCAGGGAAUCACUUCCUGGGGCUGUGGUAGGGGCUGGGGCCACUGCAGAGCCCCCUUACACAGCCCUGGCUGACUGGACACUGAGGGAGCGGCUGCUGCCAGGCCUUCUCCCUGCUGCCCCUCGAGGCAGCCUCACCAGCCAGAGCAGCGGGCGAGGCAGCGCUUCGUUCCUGCGGCCCCCCUCCACAGCCCCCUCUGCAGGAGGCAGCUACCUCAGCCCUGCUCCAGGAGACACCAGCAGCUGGGCCAGUGGCCCUGAGAGAUGGCCCCGAAGGGAGCAUGUGGUGACAGUCAGCAAGAGGAGGAACACAUCUGUGGACGAGAACUAUGAGUGGGACUCAGAAUUCCCUGGGGACAUGGAAUUGCUGGAGACUUUGCACCUGGGCUUGGCCAGCUCCCAGCUCAGACCUGAAGCUGAGCCAGAGCUAGGUGUGAAGACUCCAGAGGAGGGCUGCCUCCUGAACACUGCCCAUGUUACUGGCCCUGAGGCCCGCUGUGCUGCCCUUCGGGAGGAAUUCCUGGCCUUCCGCCGCCGCCGAGAUGCUACUAGGGCUCGGCUACCAGCCUAUCGACAGCCAGUCCCCCACCCCGAACAGGCCACUCUGCUGUGAACAUCCCUAAUGUGAGGCUGGGAAAAGGCAUAUGGACCUGCAAAGGAGGCCCCCGACCAGACAGACCUAGUUUCAAACUAGGGCACUGCCCCUGCCUGCCCCUUUGGUGCCCAGGCACAGACCCUGAUAGUGGGCUUGGGUCACCUUGGUAUGGAAUGUAUGUGCUGACUCCCUAGGUGAGUCUGGGGAUUGGAACAGGGAUCUUAGGUCUGCCUCUCUCUCUCUCUCUCUCUCUCUCUCUCUCUCUCUCUCUCUCUGUGUGUGUGUGUGUGUGUGUGUGUGUGUGUCUGUGUGUGUGAAGUUUUUUACAGGUGAAUAAACAAAGUUUGAAAG